AUGAAGUCUGCUGCAGUUGUUCUUAUGGGCUCAUUGUCUACCAUUGUUGCUGGACAUGGCUACCUUGUCACGCCAGACAGCCGGACCAAGCUCGGAUUUGAGGCUGGAAUUGACACAUGUCCUGAGUGCACCAUCCUCGAGCCCGUUUCCUCUUGGCCCGAUCUUGACGUAGCGCCAGUUGGCCGCAGCGGACCCUGCGGCUACAAUGCCCGUGUGAGCGUCGACUACAAUCAACCUGGCAGCGACUGGGGUAAAGAUGUGGUCAAUACUUACAAAGCUGGUGAUGUCAUUGACGUCGUGUGGUGUGUUGACCACAACGGUGAUCAUGGUGGCAUGUUCAGCUACCGUAUCUGCCAAGAUCAAGCUAUCGUGGACAAAUUCCUGGAUGCGGACUACCUGCCCACUGACGAAGAGAAGCAGGCGGCCGAGGCCUGCUUCGACGAAGGUCUUCUUGAAUGCACCGGUGUCGAUGGACAGACCUGCGGCUACAGUGCUGACUGUGGUGAGGACGAAGCUUGCCACCGCAAUGACUGGUUCACUUGUAACGGCUUUGAUGAUACCAAGUGCCAAGGUGUCGACAAUUCUGAGCUUGGCUCCUGCAAGACAACAAUCGCUGGCGGUUAUACUGUCUCGAAGAAAAUCAAGAUUCCGGAGUACGUCUCAAACCACACUUUGCUUUCUUGGAAGUGGAACUCUUUCCAAACUGGUCAGAUCUAUCUCUCCUGUUCCGACAUUGCUAUCCAGUAA
Messenger RNA from Penicillium expansum, 747 nucleotides. RefSeq names its product Chitin-binding, domain 3. The coding region runs from base 1 to 747 and encodes 248 amino acids. Lineage: Eukaryota; Fungi; Ascomycota; Eurotiomycetes; Eurotiales; Aspergillaceae. The record is from RefSeq and is a predicted model, not a curated record. The transcript has 2 exons.